Messenger RNA from Falco peregrinus (peregrine falcon), 1984 nucleotides. It is a transcript of the gene TADA3, whose product is annotated as transcriptional adaptor 3. The coding region runs from base 292 to 1590 and encodes 432 amino acids. The transcript is spliced from 8 exons. Gene Ontology annotation, biological process: regulation of transcription by RNA polymerase II. Gene Ontology annotation, cellular component: SAGA complex. The record is from RefSeq and is a predicted model, not a curated record. Gene Ontology annotation, molecular function: transcription coactivator activity. NCBI's taxonomy places the organism in Eukaryota, Metazoa, Chordata, Aves, Falconiformes, Falconidae.
GGCUCCCGCCGCCAGUAGGGGCCGGAAGGGGCGCGCGGCCUAGGCCCGGCCUGGCCCCGCGGUGCCGCCCGCCCGCGGCCCACGCUGCUCCCGGCGUCCCGCGGCCUCCGCGGCGCUCCGGGGCAGCGCCCUGCGCCUUGUUCCCCUCAGCACCCCAUGAUCUCCCGUCCGGCUCCCCGUAACCCCCCGCUCCGCUCCUUUUCCUCUCAGCUUCCCCCGUAGCCCCCCGUGCCCGCCUCGGUGUCCCGUAGUUCCCCCCCCCCCCCCCCCCGGUGCCCGGUCCCCGCCGCCAUGAGCGAGCUGAAGGACUGCCCGCUGCAGUUCCACGACUUCAAGUCGGUGGACCACGUGAAGGUGUGCCCCCGGUACACGGCUGUGCUGGCCCGCUCGGAGGACGACGGCAUCGGCAUCGAGGAGCUGGACACGCUGCAGCUGGAGCUGGAGACGCUGCUCUCCUCUGCCAGCCGCCGCCUCCGCGUCCUGGAAGCCGAGACCCAGAUCCUGACGGAUUGGCAGGAUAAGAAGGGUGACCGGCGAUUCCUGAAGCUGAGCAAGGAUCAUGAUGUGGGCACCUCUGUCAAACAUGGGAAGCCCAAGAAGCAGAAGCUGGAGGGCAAAGGUGGCCAUGGGACUGGGCCUGGCCCUGGCCGGCCCAAGUCCAAGAACCUUCAGCCCAAGAUCCAGGAAUACGAGUUCCAGGAUGAUCCCAUUGAUGUGCCCCGCAUUCCCAAAAACGAUGCUCCAAACAGGUUUUGGGCAUCAGUGGAGCCAUACUGUGCCGAUCUCACCAAUGAGGAGGUCAGAGUCCUGGAGGAGCUGCUCAAGCCGCCGGAGGAUGAGGCUGAGCAUUACAAGAUCCCACCGCUGGGGAAGCAUUACUCCCAGCGCUGGGCCCAGGAGGACCUGCUGGAGGAACAGAAGGAUGGGGCUCGGGCGGCAGCUGCUGCUGACAAAAAGAAAGGCGUUCUGGGGCCACUGACCGAGCUGGACACCAAAGAUGUUGAUGCCCUCCUGAAGAAGUCGGAGGCCCAGCAUGAGCAGCCGGAGGAUGGGUGUCCCUUUGGGCCCCUGACGCAACGUCUCCUGCAGGCCCUCGUGGAGGAGAACAUCAUCUCCCCUGUUGAGGACUCCCCCAUCCCUGAGAUUGCCGGCAAGGACUCAGGAGCCGACGGUGCCAGCACAUCUCCCCGCAGCCAGAACAAGCCCUUCAGUGUUCCCCACACCAAGUCGCUGGAGGGGCGGAUCAAGGAGGAACUGGUGGCCCAGGGCCUGCUGGAGUCGGAGGACCGGCCGGCCGAGGACUCGGAGGAUGAGGUGCUGGCCGAGUUGCGCAAGAGGCAGGCAGAGCUGAAGGCCCUGAGCGCACACAACCGCGCCAAGAAGCAUGAGUUGCUGCGGUUGGCCAAGGAGGAGCUGCAUCGGCAGGAGCUGCGGCAGCGUGUCCGCAUGGCCGACAACGAGGUGAUGGAUGCCUUCCGCAAGAUCAUGGCUGCCCGGCAGAAGAAGCGCACACCCACCAAGAAGGAGAAGGACCAGGCCUGGAAGACCCUGAAGGAGCGGGAGAGCAUCCUCAAGCUGCUGGAUGGGUAGUGGGGGCUGAGGACCCCUGUCUGCCAUGGACCUCAGCUACGGGGGUGGUGGCCAUGGCCCAGUCACCCCCAGAGUGCCUGCAUGCCUGCAGCCUCCCAGCAUGGGAUUGAGGGGGCGCAGCCCCCGCACACCCUGGUCCUGCUCUGUCUGCCCAGCUGGGUGAUGGGUCCCGGCUGCUGUCCCCUCCCUGCAUGGGACUGUCACUGACACAAGCUGGGGACCCUGUGCAGGUGCGGGGGUUCCCUGCGGGGAAUGGCCCCUCCUGGCCCGCAGCUUCUGCUCCCGUGCACCCCCAGCACUCUCCCUGUUCUCCUGGGAAGGUGACAUCAGCCAGGCAGGGGGUGGAUGUGGUGGCUGCUGUGAGGCGGCUCCCACCGUCCCCUGUCCCUCCCCA